Saccoglossus kowalevskii is the source of this 3684-nucleotide messenger RNA. RefSeq lists its product as uncharacterized. The record is from RefSeq and is a predicted model, not a curated record. Gene Ontology annotation, molecular function: protein binding; ATP binding; nucleobase-containing compound kinase activity. Lineage: Eukaryota; Metazoa; Hemichordata; Enteropneusta; Harrimaniidae. Gene Ontology annotation, biological process: nucleobase-containing compound metabolic process.
GAUAUGGUGAUAUACUUAGACUGUGACGAAUUUCGUCUUCAAUCUCGCCUUCUCAAGCGUGGACAAACAAGCGGUCGUAUUGAUGACAACAUGCAAGCAAUCCAUAGAAGACUGGGCUUUUUUAAAGAGUACACAAAACCAAUUGUUGACUAUUUUGAGCAGAAAGGUCUUGUUAGAACGAUUGAUGGUGAUCGGGAUGCAGAUGUUGCAUUUUAUGAUAUAGCUACAAUCAUUGAUGCUGAAUUUUUCUCCCCCAAAACACCAGCUCCAGUGUCUACUAGUCCACCUAUGAGUAAAAGAGAUCCACUGCCUCCAAUCAGACCUGGAUCUAGAGGAGCUAGUGGAAUACAGGCCUUAGAAGAGGCUGUAUGGGAAGGAAAUGUGGCGGCUGUUGAGGCAUUACUCAAUGAAGGUAUAUCCAUCAACACUAAAGUAGAUUCCAAUGAAUACAAGAGUGAUAAGGUAGGUGAGAAGGGCCAGUGGACAUUGCUGAUGUUAGCAAUUGUGAACCAACAUGAAGAUCUGGCAGAGAUGCUGAUUAAUAAAGGCAUUGACUUAGUGCAUAAAUAUCAGGUCUUUGACUGGGUCUUACCAGACGUAGAUGGUGACCCUGUCAGGACACCUAUAUCUACCAUGACUGCUAAAGACUAUGCCUUAAAGAAUAACAUGGAGAGAAUAGCCAAGUUGAUUGAUGAGAAAAUCUGCAAAACUGAGGCAUUAGGUGAAGCUAGCGAUAUGAUGAACAUUGCAGAACCAGGUGAUGUAGUUUUGGAGGAGAAAGUUGUUGCUGAGAAAGAAAAAACAACAGGUGAUGAUGAAGAAGAGAAAGCUGAAACUGAGCAAACAAAAGAGGAUGCAGUAUCCACUGAAAAUAAUGAAGAGAAGAUGGUGGCAGAUGGUGAGAAGAGUGAGGAAAAGAUUGAAGAAAAACCUACACCACCAGAACUAACUGAAGAGGACUUGGCAAAGUUGAAAACUGCUAAAGUAAUUUUUGUGAUUGGGGGUCCUGGAAGUGGUAAAGGUACUCAAUGUGAGAAGAUGAUUGCCAAGUAUGGAUUCACACAUAUAUCAGUUGGUGAUCUACUUAGAGCUGAGGUCUUGUCUGGAACUGAUAGGGGAGCUCAGCUAACUGAAAUAAUGGAGAAAGGUGUACUUGUACCAACAUCUGUAGUAUUUGAACUAUUAAAAGAAGCUAUGUCAGCCAAGAUUGACACUGCAAAUGGAUUCAUUAUUGAUGGAUAUCCAAGAGAAGUCUGCCAAGGAGAAGAAUUUGAGAAAGAGAUUACAGAAUGCCAAUUUGCAUUAUACUUUGAUGUCACAGAUGAAACCAUGACAGAGAGACUAUUGAAACGAGCAGACACUAGUGGACGUUCUGAUGACAAUCCUGAAAUAAUUAAAAAACGAUUAGAAACGUACCAUAAACUAUCCGAACCUGUAUUGGCAUACUAUGAAGAGAAGGGUAAAGCCAAAAAGAUCCCGGCAAAUGGAAAUGCUGAUGACAUUUUUGCAGAAGUUGAAAAAGUACUUAAAGAGGCUGGGUACACUGCUGUAGAAGCAGCUAAAGAGGAACCAUCAGAAGAGAAACAAGAUGAAACAAAACCAGAGGAGGAAGUGAAGAUUGAUGAAGAAACAAAAAUAGAAGAUGAAACAAUGCCAGAGGAAGAGGCAAAAAUCAGUGAUGGAGAAAAGACAGAAAAGGAAAUGAAGGAAGAUGAUGAAGCAAAAGCAGAAGUAGAGGGCAAGAUAGAAGAAAAAGAAAUAGAGGAAGAAACAAAACCUGAGGAGAAAACAGAUGAGGCAGUUGCUGAGGAAAGCAAUGAUGUAAAAGAGGAGAAUGAAGAGAAAAGUCCAGCAGUAGUAGCAGAAGAAAGCAAAAAUGCAACAGAGGAGAAUAAGAAGGAGACAGAAAAGACAGAAGAAGAAGAAGAAGAAGAAAAAAAAGAUGAGGAAAAAGCAGAAGAGGUUAAUGAGGAAGGAGCCAGUGAAGAGAAGAAAGCUGUAGAUGAAGGAGAAGAGAAAAUAGAAGAAACUAAAUCUGAAGAGCCAAAAGAUGAAAAAACAGACGAUGUUCCAAAACCUAAGAUCCUCUUUGUCACAGGUGGAUCUGGUGCUGGUAAGGCUGAUCUAGCCAGUAAAAUUGCAGAAGAGUUCAGCGGUGUUCAUGUAUCAAUUGGUAAACUACUAAAGGAUGCAACAGAGGAAGAAUCAGAUGAAUCUAAAGAAAUUGAGACAUCAAUGAAGGAGGGAAAUCUUGUAUCUCUCAGUAUCAUCAUGAAUAUCAUCACCAAAUUUGUUGACAAGAAUUCAACUGCAAGUAGUAUAAUUAUUGAUGGAUUUCCCAGGACAGUGGAACAAGCAGUUGAAUAUUCAAAUAAGAUUGGUUUUCCAGAGUUAGUUUUAAUGAUCGAUGGUGAUGUGGAGGAACUGGAGAAGAAUGUGACAGAAAGAGCAGAGACAAGUGAAAGAGAAGACGACAAAGGGGAUGCUCUAAAAAAUAAACUCAAUGUGUACAAAGACAAUGCACCAUCAUUGAUAGAACAUUUAGAAAAUCAAGAGAAAGCCAAAAAGGUUUCUUUGAAGGAAAAGUCUGAAGAUGUUGUGACUAUGUUGAAGACAUUGAAUAUUUUCUCACAGUGAUCAAGCCCCAUUGCAGAGGCUCACAUUGCCAUUCUUGUAUAUAUCAAUGUAUUUUAGGGAGAGUAAAUCAUGAUGUUGAACACACCAAUUGAUUCUUAUUCAUACUUGGGGGCUUCAGGCUAAAUGUGUAAUAAGGCCAUGAUCAAAGGGUCAACUCACUUCAGUUGAACUUAGACAUGAAUCAUCUUGUACAUAAUUCAGGGUAUAUGCAACUCUUAUUUUAAUCUGGGAUUUGUAAAAAGUUUUAUAAAAUAAGUCAACAGUUGUAUUAGUGCAACCAUUGAUAAAUCAUAAAUGUAUUCUGUAGUUGUGCCAAAAACUUUUUAUAAUUAUUGAGCAAUUCUUUUCUAAUUCAAAAAUGUCCAGUAAUGCAAAAAGAGGAACUAUGGAGGGGAGUUUUGCAAUUUAUAGCAAUGCAAACCAUAGCUGGAUUUAUACAAGAUUAGUCAUGUUAUUAUGAUAUCUGUUUUUUUUAUCAGUUCAAUGUUUUCCAUUUUUAAAAGAAAUUUACAUAGUGCAUUGUAAAUAAUAUACUGCAUUUCAAUUAAUCAUGUGAGGCAUCACCAUGGUUACAUGUAUUUAGUUGAGCCCACAAUGACAGAUUUUGUUAUUAAAUGAUCUAAACUGGCAAUACUGCAAAAGUAUUUAUCCUAUCCAGCUAUUUAUCUAACCUGUUUCUCAUACAGAAAUUGUCUUUUUCUGUCAUAAUUGCAAUAAUGGGUCUUGUAAUUUGAAAGUGGUGGUGGUCAAAUUAUGUUUAAGACCAAUUUUAUUUCAAAUUGACUACAACUGUUUAUUUACAUGACAAUUAGCAGUUCUCCCCUAAAUAUUAUUGGUAACGUGCCAACUUGAAAUAUAUCGUCAUUGAUUGAAGGUGAAGAAACUUUUAAUUAAUUUUUAACUUUUUAGAAAUAAAAAAGCGUACAUAAAUGGUAUUACAAUUUGUACAUAGUAUAGAUAUUUUUGUACAUGCUGAGUACCUGUAAUUGUGUGAUGUAAAAAUUAUUAUAUACUAUACAGCAAAUAAAGGCAUGAUAACAUUUUAAA